AGCCCACGAUCGACUUUUCGUUCUCGUUUUUCAGCAUGUUCCAUCGAAAAUUCAUUUUUCUUUUGCUCUGUGCUUUUUGCCAUUUUUCUGGCGUCGUGAACGAUCGAGGCAACUUUUUUACCGAGGAAAUUCGGAGUUUGAGUGAACUGCCACUGGACCGACUCAUUCGGAUCAGGACGAACCUGAUCGGCGACGACGAAGAAGGAUCGAAGCUCCCCGAUAACCCAGCGAGAUCCACGGCACUCUCCCUCCCAGUGGCACAGCCUCUCAAAAGAAUAAGCACGAGAAAAUCGAUCAGGAGACACGAGGACUACUGGGACGAGAAAGGAAAAGAUUCGAAAAUUUCGAAAAUCUUCCAGCUGACAGUGACAGCUCUGUCCUUUCUCGCAUUCGGUGGUUACUUGAUUUCUCUCAUCAUCAUGGCCAUCCGGAGGAAUCAGACUGCAGCCACGUCCGGAAGCGUUAUAGUUUUUUCGAAUUUGCAGAAAUAUAAGAGACCAAAACGACAGGCUUGGCUCAUCGAUCCAAUGGAAAACGAUUUCGAUCAGGACAGAAUGUAUCGUGGCAUGAUAAUGUUGUCAGAAUGUUAUGCUGAUGUAAGGCAAUGAAAGACG
Molecule: messenger RNA, 614 nt
Organism: Venturia canescens
Lineage: Eukaryota; Metazoa; Arthropoda; Insecta; Hymenoptera; Ichneumonidae
Exons: 3
Coding region: 36-608 (190 amino acids)
Source: RefSeq, a predicted model, not a curated record